AUGAAGUUUCUUGCAGUGUUCGGUUUAUUUGUGGUUAGCGUAAGCGCGGCGAAUCUAGAUGCUAUCGCCAAACCAGGUUUUCUGGAAGGGCGCAUUAUCAAUGGCCAUGAAGCCGAGAAGGGUGAAGCUCCUUUCAUUGUUUCUUUGAAGACCGGUAGCCAUUUCUGUGGUGGUUCCAUUAUUGCUGAAAAUUGGGUCUUGACUGCUGGCCACUGCUUGAUCUUCGAUAAAUUUGAAAUUAUAGCUGGAUUACACUCACGAAUUGAUGAAUCCGACGUUCAAAUCCGCAAGGUUACCAGCAAGAGACAGCAAUUUGUUCAUGAAGGAUACGGUGGUAAUGUUGGUCCCAACGAUAUUGGUCUCAUCUACGUGGAUAAACCUUUUAAGUUAAAUGCUUUGACUCGUGAUGGAACAGCUGCAGUGGCCAAAGUGGAUUUACCAUCCGGCAAAUUCGAAUCAACUGGUAAGG
This is a messenger RNA of Glossina fuscipes, 469 nucleotides long. Its product is annotated as lectizyme-like. Gene Ontology annotation, biological process: proteolysis. The transcript has a single exon. NCBI's taxonomy places the organism in Eukaryota, Metazoa, Arthropoda, Insecta, Diptera, Glossinidae. Gene Ontology annotation, molecular function: serine-type endopeptidase activity. The record is from RefSeq and is a predicted model, not a curated record. The annotation marks the transcript as partial.